Molecule: messenger RNA, 2654 nt
Organism: Crotalus tigris (Tiger rattlesnake)
Lineage: Eukaryota; Metazoa; Chordata; Lepidosauria; Squamata; Viperidae
Product: DLA class II histocompatibility antigen, DR-1 beta chain-like
Exons: 6
Coding region: 71-709 (212 amino acids)
Biological process (GO): immune response; peptide antigen assembly with MHC class II protein complex; immunoglobulin production involved in immunoglobulin-mediated immune response
Cellular component (GO): membrane; MHC class II protein complex
Molecular function (GO): MHC class II protein complex binding
Source: RefSeq, a predicted model, not a curated record
UCCGCCUGUGGGGCUGGGAGCCUCCGCGUCUCUCUCCCCGCUCUCUGGGGGCGCUGGUGGGGCGGCGUCCAUGGGCUCCGUUGGGGUCCCUCUUCUGUUGCUGGCGGGGGCCCUGGCCCGGAUCCCCGGAAGCGAAGGGGGGAAGGAGACGCCCGCCCAUUUCCUGUACCAGCAUAAGGUCGAGUGCGGCUUCCUCAACGGGACGCGGCGGGUGCGGUUCCUGGAGCGCUACAUCUACGACCGGGAGGAGUAUCUCCGCUUCGACAGCGCCCGCGGGGAGUUCGAGGCCGUCACGGCGUUGGGGAAGGCGACUGCCGAGGCUUGGAACAGGGAUAAGCACGAGCUGCAGUACCAGAAGACCGGAGUGGAUGCCUUCUGCCGAUACAACUACGAGACAGCCAAGACCGGUCAGAUGGUGGGCCGGAGAGCCAAGCCCACCGUCUCCAUCUCCCCCACCAAGCUGGACCCCACUUCCCCCCACACCAUCCUCCUCUGCAUCGCGAGGGGCUUCUACCCUGUGGAGAUCAAGGUCCGGUGGCUGAAGAAUGGGCGGCCGGAGGAGGAGGGCGUGGCCUUCAGGGAUGAGCUACAGAAUGGAGACUGGACCUACCAGCUCCAGGUGAUGCUGGAGACCCAGCCCCAGCAGGGGGACGUCUACACCUGCCAGGUGGAGCAUGCCAGCCUGGAAGCCCCAAUCACCGUCCAGUGAGAGCCCCGUUCUUCCAACUCGGCCAGGAGCAAACUCUGGACAGGGAUCGUGGCAGCCGUGAUCGGGGUGAUCUUCUUUGCCAUGGGGCUCUCCCUCUACCUGAAGAGCAAGAAAGCAAUUCCCAUCCAGCCUCCUGCAGCACUCAUGAAUUAAUUCUUCCGUCCUUCCUGCGUCCUGGAGGGAAAGGGGCUUUUUUCCAUUAACUGAUGAAUUUCUGUCUCUUUUUUGCAACCUCUGAAAAAUGGAGGGUCACAAUUUUAGAUUGGGGGGAGGAUGAGAAUGGCAGCCCGGAGCUUUUCCUGUUGAGACCCCUCUGACUUUCCUUUGAAGGCUUCUCUUUCUUGUGAGGGAGCAGUGGAGACCAUCUAGACUGACCUCUGGGACUCUGGACCUGCCUGUCAGUCCAGACACCCAAAUCUCUCCCAGCUUUAAAUCCACAGCAGCUUCAUCUUCAUUACUCUUCAUCUGAAUCCCUUCCCUUCGCUUUGCUAUAAAAGAAUAAACAUUGUAGGAAAAAUCCUGGAAUUCCUUCUUCCUCCUCCUUUUUCCUCUCCCUCCUGCAGGAGGGUCCUCCCUUCUCCCCUUCCUCUCCCCAGAUUGACACCUCCCCUGCCUCUGGAUCAACCAUCCCAGCUACUUCAGGUCUGAAGUCAAAAGUGGUUUGGUAGGAGGGGUGGCAGAUCCAGGGAGAGGAACGGACAGGACUCCCCUCCUGCUCAGAGGCCCCCUUUCUCUGCUUCCCCUCAAGCCUAUUUUUGAGGACCAGGAUGCCAAAAGGAAUGGUCCCCUUCAAGCACUUGUGGGGAGCCAUUGAGGGACACAUGAGACUCCCCCUACACUCACCCAGCCAUUUGUGCCAUUUCUCUCCUUCACAACUGGAGGGUCGUGCCCCAUUUUGGCACCCAACACCUCCCUCCCUCCACCUGAGACCCUAGAGGCCUUUUCCAGGACUACCCACCUAUCACCACUGCCGCCCCACAGCCCUUCCUGCCUUUGGGUCUGAAGCCCCCUUCUUCUGUGCAGAGGAGACCCCUAGAGCAGUGUCUCCUGCACAGUUUGAGGGUCCUCCUGCUUCAUGUCCUGGGUGGAGGACCCCGUCCCGACCCGAUGGUCCCCAACAGAGAAAGUCCUGUGGGAGUCUCAUGUGUGGCCCCCAACCAAAGCUCAUCGGAGCCCCCCCUUAGAAAAGGCCCCGAGUGGUUCUGUGUCCAAUGGCCUUGAUCUCUGGGAAGGUCGCCCUGAUGUCCAUCUCCCUGGUCUGAGGGCUCCUGGGCAGGGAGUGUUGGGAAGGGUGUCUUCCCCAGGGCCUCUUGGGGCCAGAGCAGAAAGUCCAGCCGAAGCCAUUCCUGGUGUAGGAGACAUUUGCCAUCGGGGGAGGAAGGGAGAGCAGCUCUGCCGGAGAGAGGAAAGAUCAAGGGGGCAACUCUGAGUGGAAGACCCCUCCCUUCUCCCCAGCACCCCUAGAUGCCCCUAGAUAGCUCUCCCACUGAGCCUUGCCCCCUCCAAAGUCAUCCAGAGGAUGGUUCUGUCAAGAGAACUUUGGAUUCUUGGACUAUGGUCUACAUGACCCACAUGAGGAGCUUCUGGCAGGGAAUGAGCUACAUUUCACAAGAACUGAGAAUGUCAUUUCUCUCUCUCUCUCCCUUUCUCUCUCUCUCUUUCCUUCCUUCCCUCUUUCUCUCCCUCCCUCCCACUCUCUCCCUCUCAUCUUUGUCAUUUCUUUGUCGAUCUCUCUCUCUCUCUCUCUCUUAUCUUAUCUAUCUAUCUAUCUAUCAUCUAUAUCAUAUCUAUCUGUUCUUUUUUCUCUAUCUUCUCUCUCUCUCUCUCUCUCUCUCCCCCCCUUCUCUCUCUAACUAUCUAUAUCAUCUUGCUACCAAAUUUAUAUAACCACCCAUCUCACAACAAGUGACUGUUUUGGAUACACAAUUUUAAACACAGGUAUAUA